UUUUUUUUUUUUCCCUCCCCCUUCGUUUUCCAGUGUAGUGCGUUGAUUUCAUACCAAAGUCAUACUUAACAUUCCACUUAUACUGUCAAACCUCUGAGAAAUAUUACGGAAAACAACAAGGCGCCAAAUUAUAAUAAACUAACUAAAGUGACCAGCGGCUUCCAUUGAGAGGAAGAAGGUGACUGCCAGAAAUUAAAAAAACAAAACAAGUUCCUACCUGGAUCAUCCGACACUUCCAGCCUUGUUCCUCAAGAGGAAUCCAACGAUUGUACCCACAGGCACAGAAGAGAGAGACGAGCAAAAACCAUUUGGGAGGAAUACACAACUUCAGUCUGGUUUGGACCUCUGCAACCCAAAGGUCUCCUACAGAUCCUUUGAUUUUGGGGCUCGGGGUCGGGCCCAGGGGGAGCCGCCACCAUUGCGUCCAACGAGUGGAGUGCCAACGGUAGCCCAGAAGAUGGGCUGGAUGGGGAAAACGAGGACAAGACCAUUGACGGGGACGCCGAGGGCGUGUGGAGCCCGGACAUCGAGCAGAGCUUCCAGGAGGCCCUCGCCAUCUACCCUCCCUGUGGCAGGAGGAAAAUCAUCCUGUCAGAUGAGGGGAAGAUGUAUGGUCGCAAUGAAUUGAUAGCAAGGUACAUCAAGCUGAGGACGGGCAAAACCCGCACAAGAAAACAGGUGUCUAGUCACAUACAGGUGUUAGCACGGAAGAAAGUUCGUGAAUACCAGGCGGGUAUAAAGGUUUCUAGCCACUUGCAGGUUCUCGCCCGGAGAAAAUCUCGCGAGAUCCAGUCAAAGCUAAAGGCGAUGAAUUUGGAUCAGGCGUCUAAAGACAAAGCCCUGCAGAACAUGGCAGCACUGUCGUCUGCACAGAUCGUCUCCCCGAGUAUGAUAAAGAAUCACCUUCCACCACUGCCUCCUGCCCCCUACCAACCACCCAGAUUCUGGCCUGCUAUCCCAGGACAGCCUGGACCUUCUCAGGAGCUGAUUCUAGAUCUCAACCAGGGGAGGACUCCUGGGCUUGGCCGCACCAGCCAUGCUAUUAAACCUUUUGCACAGCCCCCAUACCCAAGCCUAUCAGGUCCUGUACAACAAUCCAUAACAAGUUAUGAGCCCUUGGCACCACCUCCUCCUCCAUCUGCUACUGCAGUGCCAGUGUGGCAGGACCGGACCAUUGCCUCCUCCAAGCUGCGGAUGCUGGAGUACUCAGCCUUCAUGGAGGUCCAGAGAGACCCAGACAACUACAGCAAACACCUGUUUGUCCACAUUGGACAGACUAACCCCUCCUACAGCGACCCGCUCCUCGAGGCCGUGGACAUCCGGCAGAUCUAUGACAAGUUCCCUGAGAAGAAGGGCGGCCUCAAAGAGCUUUAUGAGAAAGGCCCACAGAAUGCUUUCUUCCUAGUUAAAUUCUGGGCGGACCUGAACAGUAGCGGCAUGCAGGACGGCCCCGGCUCUUUCUACGGUGUCAGCAGCCAGUACAGCAGCCUCGAGAACAUGACCAUCACUGUUUCAACCAAAGUCUGCUCGUUUGGCAAGCAGGUUGUUGAGAAAGUAGAGACAGAAUAUGCCCGCCUGGAGGGAGGAAGGUGUGUUUACAGGAUCCACCGCUCUCCUAUGUGCGAGUACAUGAUCAACUUUAUCCACAAACUCAAACACUUGCCUGAAAAAUACAUGAUGAACAGUGUUCUCGAAAACUUCACUAUCCUACAGGUGGUGACGAACCGCGACACCCAGGAGACCUUGCUCUGUAUAGCGUUUGUUUUUGAGGUUUCUACAAGUGAACAUGGAGCUCAGUAUCACGUCUACAGACUUAUCAAAGACUAACAGCUCUUCAGGGAGGUUUUGGAAAAGCCAGACAAAAGCGUGACACAAUCUCUCUUCGACCACCUCAACCAUCCAGGAAAAACUACAACAACAACAACAAAAACAUUCAAAAAAUGCUAGACCGAACUAACAUGGACACAUUUUAUGCUUUAAAAGAAGUUGUCUUGUUUGGAGAAAAAAAAGAGUGAAUCUCAACGUGCCAACGCGCAAAUAAAUUUUGAAGAAUAACGGAUUUUUCGAACAACCAGCUAUUUUCCAUGUGUUUAAACAUGCUUUAGAUGAAGUGGGUCACUUUUGCCAAGGUCAUAGAUGGAGCUUGAAAUGUUUUUAUUGAGGGAACGAGAAAGUGCUUAUGUGCUCACACACGGAGCAAUAAGAGAAGUGUAUAUACGAUGGAAGAAGUAGAGAGAGAACAGGACCACGGAAGAGCCAAAUGGUGUUGUUGCAGUAGGUCGGUUAGGAAAGCAAGUGCCUUUUCUCCAAAGAUUAUAUCAUUGCCUGCCACUUUUGAUUGCCUUUUUUUUACUACCUCUUGUUUUUAAACGAACAGUAAAUAGUCAGACUGGUGUAUUUUGUCCGAAAACAAAUUUGGAAAGAAACCUCUCAGAUUGACAUCUUUUGAGAAGUUUUUUUUUUUUCUUUUUGGAUUCGGGCACACAGAGGAAUGGGAUGGGAUAACUAAUUUUCAUGUAGCCUGUUGUUUUUACAAAGAGAUCGUCCCAAAUUUUACAGUCCACGUGUAUAGGGAGAAGGUUUAUUGUGUUACCGUGCUAUUUAGGUUCUGCUUUUUUUUUUUUUUUAUUACACAAUUUAAAAAUCAGGUCUUACAAGCAUCUAUCUAUAACUGACUUUUGACACUAAAGAUGCCUUGUACCAUUGUUAGCCUGACAUAAAGGGCUUUGCCAUCCUUAGGAGAUCCCCUGUUAAUUCUCUCUGUCUGAAGACGUGUGCUUGGUUGCACUUAAAAGAUCAAGAAGGGGAGGUGAAGCAACAGCAGUGCUUUUUUUUCUGCCUUGAGUUUGUUAUGUAGCCUAAUUGAAAAACUGAACUGUUUCUGUACUGUGAGUCGGUGGAUGCUAAAGGAAUAUGUGUUACAUAGGAGUAUUUUGGGGGGGAUUUUUUUUUUGGGGGGGGGAGGGGGAUGACUUUCUGUUCAUAUUUGUGAUCAAGUAACUCAGCACAGAGACCAUGGUUUGAGUGGAAAGAAGUUGAUCACUGUUUCUUUUGUUUAAAAAAGAGAUUGUAUGCUGUGAAGCCGGUUCAUUUGCUUCACCCUUCUCCGCUGUAAUUUGUGGAGAAUCUGCAUCCAUUGAUAAAAGUUCAGUUUUGAUAUUUAAGACUUUUUCUUUCUUUUUUUUACUGACAUUAAACAUGAAAUAAUUUUUUUAAAUCAAACAAAAUAAUUGUCUUGAAUGAGAGCUAUUGUCUCUGUGCUGUGGAGUAUGACCAUUGAUUGUUAUUUAUAGGGUUGGAAAAGAAAUGGAGGGAGGGCCGGGUGGGGGUACUGGAGAUGUGUGGAUCAUUUUCCACUGUGAUAGAGAUGUUAAAAGUAUUGCAGGACACAUAUUUGAGACUGUCAUCCCAUGGAUCCUGCUAGACAAGUGUCUGCUCUGUGUGGUUCACUGGACAAUUGUGAUAUAAAAGUUCAAAUUUAAAAUAUUAAUAAUUGCACCUGGCUUUGAAUGUCAUAUUUCACAAGCUAGAUCCAAUAACACUCCUCCUCUAGCAGGUUUCUCAAUUUAUCUUUUAUACAGACAUUGUAUACAGACAGUUUUUUUUUGUUUGUUUUUUUAAUUCUGUUGUCUUUUGACUUUCAGUGUUUGCCAUAUGCUUCACUGAAAAUAAUGUGUGAUUGUGCUGAUAUUGAUAAUUAAUAAUGAGAUAUCUAAUGUUAUGUAUCAUAUUAUGAAUGGUGUGGGCAGAUUUUGUUUUGUUUUUGGUUUAAGGUGGUUUACUGUUGUCUUUGUUACCAUUGUGCGUUGCAAUUUUAUACUUCAAAGUAGAGGUUGGACUAUGUAAUCAAACAAAUGUAUCUAACAAUAAAAGACGCAUGGUGCCUUUGGAGCCAUUUUUCCCCAUUAAACAUGUUUGUAAAUUUG
Molecule: messenger RNA, 3926 nt
Organism: Etheostoma spectabile (orangethroat darter)
Lineage: Eukaryota; Metazoa; Chordata; Actinopteri; Perciformes; Percidae
Gene: tead3b
Product: TEA domain family member 3 b
Exons: 16
Coding region: 607-1827 (406 amino acids)
Biological process (GO): hippo signaling; regulation of transcription by RNA polymerase II; embryonic organ development
Cellular component (GO): transcription regulator complex
Molecular function (GO): RNA polymerase II cis-regulatory region sequence-specific DNA binding; DNA-binding transcription factor activity, RNA polymerase II-specific
Source: RefSeq, a predicted model, not a curated record